Mya arenaria is the source of this 4896-nucleotide messenger RNA. RefSeq names its product hemicentin-1-like. Gene Ontology annotation, molecular function: cell adhesion molecule binding. Lineage: Eukaryota; Metazoa; Mollusca; Bivalvia; Myida; Myidae. The record is from RefSeq and is a predicted model, not a curated record. The transcript has 15 exons. Gene Ontology annotation, biological process: cell-cell adhesion. Gene Ontology annotation, cellular component: cell-cell junction. The coding region runs from base 152 to 2644 and encodes 830 amino acids.
AAACGACCACAUAUAUGAGUUUGUGCUCGAGGUGUUGCGUGAUUGGUAGUUUCUGUACAUCUGAUAAUGGAUUUAUGUUUAUUUGUUUUCCUUAAUGAAAGAUAAAAUGUUUAGAAAUAAGCGCUUUUGUGCUUUUUAUACAUGAUUUAAUAUGGAAAUAUUGAAUAUGAGAGUGUUGUAUUGGAUAAAAAUGCUCGCAAUGGCUUUAGAAUGUACAGCUAUCAUUACCAUGAGGGCAGACCAAAAGUAUGUGCCAAUUGGAGGCGAUGUACACGUGUCAUGUAUAAGCGAUGUGAAAAGAAUAAGUAUACAGAUAUUUAAUGGAAAAAUACUUAUUUCAAUGUGUUCGAUAUUCGGCUGCCAGAUUGUGGAUCCAGAAUCUGCGACAACAGUUCCUGUGAAUGAUGCCACAAAUGCGGGGUACGAUAAAGUUAGUUUUGAGUUGAGAAAUUUCCAAAUUAAAGACAGUGGGACAUACUCGUGCAAGGACAGAAACAACAUCACUGUACAAGGCAGCGUGACUAUCACCCAUGCAGUUCCCAUCACCAUGGUGACGUUGAGACCGAGCUUUGACCCAAUGAACGUAGUAGAGGGUGUACCUUCUACCUUCUCCUGCGUCACAUCCGAGAGCCGCCCACCUGCUACUGUGUCCUGGUUCAAGGGGAUUGAUGACAUCACAGCAUUUAGCAAUAACGUUACCACGACCUUCAUAACAACCAGCACUCUGACAUACACCCCUUCCAGGGACGACCAGGGGAAGAGAAUCCGGUGUGAGGGCAACAAUGGUGGAACAACGGUGACAUCCCAGGUCAAGCCUCAGGCAAAUAUUCAGUUCGGUCCUAGUAUUCCUGACUGUGACUACGCCGGAACAGAUGCCCCAUCAACAAUAAUGAUACGCGAGGGCUGGAAUUUUUCCUUGGAUUGCACUACUAGCGGAAACCCACCAGCCAGCCUGACAUGGACCCACCCUGGACCGGGACCAAACAGUCCACUUACGCUCGCAAACAUUCAGAAAAUUCAUAAUGGAGCAUUUACCGUGACCAGUAGCAAUACAUUGACCCCGUCUGGAAAAACUGAUAUUCUGAAAUCAAACUCCACUUCAUAUGUUGUUCAAGUGAUGUAUCCUCCAGCGUCCAUACAAUGCACAGUUGGAUCUGCCUCAUCUCUUGGAUCAGGAAUACUGCGGGUUGUCAAAGACAGCACAUUUACCAUUAGUUGUUCUGCCGAUAGUUUUCCGGCUUUAACUUGGGGAUGGUCGUGGUCAGGUGGCAGUGGAUCCAACUAUCAACUGUCUGUUCCAAACAUUCAGACUGAAGGGCCGUUUAUAGUAACUGCGCGGAAUACAAUGACGUUAACAAAUGGUAGUACAGAGACAGGUCGAAAUCAGAACGAAUACAGCUUACAACUCCUAUACCCCCCAAGCAGACCUGUGUUUCACUUAGGCGGAACAACUGGGCCUCGUAUUACAGGAAACAACCUCUCUGUUAUCCGGGGCAAGUCGACAAGCGUAGCAUGCAUAUCCACGGGGGACCCUGAGCCCACGUACUCCUCCUGGAAUGGAUCUGAUCCAUUGUGGACGUUCACCGCUAACAUGGACACCUCGAGGACGUGUUUUGCCUCUAACACUCUUAACCCGACCGGAUUUAAAGAGGAGCUUCGGACCAGAUCGAGCGCACUGAAUAUUAAAGUAAUGUAUGGGGCUUCAAUCACAUACUUUGCUAUUACGGGACUUGAAGGCAGAGAUGAAGUCGUUUUGUUUGAGGAUUCUCGCGUUAGCUUUAAUUGUGCAGUAGAUAGUAACCCUGGUUCAUAUAUUGAAAUACUUAGGGAUGGACAGUCCCUCAAACAAGUGGGCAGUGCACAUGAACUGAGUCUCGUGAUUGAAAGAGUUAAAUGUGAAGAUGAUAGCAUCUACACGUGUACAGGACGUAACGUUCACGACUCCGCACCUGUUACGAGGACUUUAACAGUUUUUGUCAAAUGCUCUCCGCGUGCUUCCACGGCCUCACCUUCAGUUUCUCUUGUGACCAGCGUAACCGGCGUACCCGCAAAUUUGACCUUCAACUUAGUAGCAUAUCCGCGCCCUAAUAUAUCGGAUUUUCGAUGGGAGAAACAAGACGUGUCUGGGGAUGGAUGGACAAUCAUUCAUAACAAGCAGAACGUGAAAACAGAUGUAUCAAUCAAUAGGCUUCAAACAAGCAUAUCAUUCACCAGCGUACAGAAGGACGACUUUGGUUACUAUAGAGUAAACGUGAGCAAUGAACUAGGACGUACUUCAGAAAUAUUCCAUCUUCAAUCGCAAGAAUCAGGCCCAAGUUCUGGUCCAGUUAUUGGCGGUGCUGUUGGUGGAAGUAUAGGAGCGGUCGUUGCCAUAAUUGUGGUCGUAGUUGUUCUUAGAAGGAAGUAUACACACAAGUGUAACAUAAAAAGGAAAACAGAUGUUCCUCCUGGGAAAUCCGUAUCCUGUGCAGUCAAUCCUGGUCAAGUCACAGCUCAGACGCAGGAGGAUAUAUCCCUGGCAACUAACGCAUCGGUGUACGAUAUUCUAGAUAUAAGAGAUGUAAGACCCGACAGUUCGCACGAGUACAUGCCGUUAGAAGAGUCCAGUUUAAAGUCAAAUACUAACUACGAAAACGUCAAAUAAGAGGACCCGAUUUUCAAAAACAAAUGUGCUGAAGAACACUGUGCAGUCGGUGCUUUAAGUACAAUAAUUGAACCCAAAGAACAUCCCGCACCGUUCAAGGCUUGAGCGUGCUUGUGACAGUGCCAUCGUCUUUGUCAGCCUAUUCUUCUUUUCUUUUCGUCUUUACAUUACCUCCCAGAUCAGAAAGGUAAAGAUUACUGGACGAGCGUAAUCGUGCAAUAAUUAUCGUGCGGAUAAAUUACAACAUAUUCCACAUAUACGCACACACGUUAUGGAACACUGUCCUUGGUGAAAACAGUUUUUUAACACUACCGUCGAUAUGAUAUGACACGAGCGUACAGGGGAAAUCAAGAUGUAUUUGAUGGAUAAUAAGUAUUUUUCACUUGAAAGGGGAAUUAAUUUGUGCAGAGUAUAGAGUGCCAUUGAGACAAUGGAUUCACAAAGCUUAGUUGACUAUUGUAUUGUUAGUCAAAAGCUUAGAUCUGUUUGUUUCAUUUAUUACGCACGAGCCUAAUUUAAUAUCUGGUCACUCAGCUGUGUUCGAAUUUUCAAUAUUUGGAAAAAGGCAACUAAUACAAUAGAAAAAAGAAAUGAAAGCGAACCAAAUUAAUUAAUAUAUUCUUAAGAAAGUUUUGACUAUAAAUGGAUUAAUCGGUUUUAAGAUUCCACUGAAUAAUCCAAUAAUUAUCCACGCACGUAUAUACAAUAACUGAUUUUUGUCUAUUUAUAUAAUAAGUAUUUUGCCUUUUAUUAACUUUGUAUUCCUUUGUUUUGUUUUUCCACGUGUUUGUUAAAUACCCGGAAGUAAACAAUAUCACGUGACCAAAAGUUAACAUCCACUAGUUAUAUUGAUAUGCUUACUAGUAACUUAUUUGUUACACUUUUGUUAGGCACUUAUUAAUGUAUCACUAGUCAAAUAAACAAACCAAUUAUAUAUGCAAUGUUUAUGUAUAUAUGUCUGUUCGUAUUUGAGUAAUAUGCAUUGAAUUCUGUUGAAAUGUUUGAUCAAAGAUCAUUUUAACCUAAUUCAAACAUAUAGUUUGUAUAUACUAUUAUACUUCUUAUAUUAGUAUAAGUGAUAGUUUUUAACAGUAUUAAGCUAAGUGUGUUUGCUGUGUUACAAAUAUUAUGAAAUUAAUUGUUGCGUCUGAAAAUAGUUUAUACUGCACACUUUACUAACUAUAUACAUGUUACAGCAAUAAGUAUAACUUGAUAUAUUUAUCUUGUUAAGUUUUGUUUGCAUGCUAGUGCAUAUUUCAACGAUAGUAUUUCUUCAAUAUCGUUAUUAGUAUUUUGUACUGUUUCAUUCUCAUCUGGUAUUGACUUUAUAAUUGUUUACACACUAAGCUUGAGAUAAUAAGUGCGAAUACCGAUAAACAACUUCGACUCUCAGAACAGUCGGAAGUCAGAAUGUGUUUCCAUACUAUGAAAAGAAAAUGAAAUUAAAGACAUUUCAUUAAGAAAUUGUUAAAGAGAAAAGGGUAAAGCUUUCUUGUAACGAAAGAAAGAUAAUAAAUUAUACAUAGAACUCAUUUCUGAGUAAAAUCUGAAGUAUAAGGACUGGUUGUUUGAUAUAAUCACUUUUAGAUAAUAGCUGAAACUAACUCAUGCAUAAUAGAGACAAGAACAAAGUGGCACGCCGUUUGAGUGAAAUGUACAUGUAUGACACAUUAGAAAAAUAGCAAGAAGUAAAGAAACAAAUGCGCUGCUCUCCUGUCACCCAUGCGACAUAAGAUAUACUUUAAAUCCAACAAACCAACCUCUAGGUUAUGUCUAAUCCAAAACCAACGAAACAAAAAGAAAUAUCCGAGUGCUUCCUUUUAAAAACUGUGGUACUGACAGUCACGUGGAAUACGAAUCGAUGCGUUUUUAAAAACAAACAGCGGGAAACAUUUCACACCGGAUUGGUUGUUGCAAUAUGAUCAAAGAGAACCAAUUGACAAUGAGAACCAGAACAUGGAACAGUACAGCUUAUGGACUUGUCUACUUUAUUAUGUAAGGGAAAUAAUGAGUACUCAACAUACGAAUGUGAACGAUAAAAGUACAUGCUUAAAUAGUAACAAACGACUUUGUUACAUUAUCUUCCAUGGGUCGUGUAGUGGCCAAUCAGAGCCCAGUAUUGAUAAACCCGCCUCUGUGUAUGAUAAGCCCGCCUCUGGCUAACAGUUGCAUGUAUGUUGAUAGUUCAGUUAUUGGUUAGAUUCAAGAUCGUGUGCGUAUGAGUAUGAAUGUAAUAAAGCUAUCUUAAACCA